ACACUUCCACUUCCACCAUCUAUAUCAACAAAAAGGUGGGUUAGGGUUCCGAAAUUUAGAGGGAACAAGCGAUAAUUAAUGGCGUCUGUGAAUCAAAGAAAAAGGACGAUGAUUGCGUCUUUGAAUCUAACUAAAGGGGCGAUAAUGACAAUUUGUAGUGACAAUUUCUCUUGUAAUAGUUUUAAGCCGGUGGUGGUUCAAGUUAUCGAUGUGAAGCGGGUGCGGUGCUCGGUAACCGACGGAUGCUACUGCGUCAGUCUUACGUUCUCCGAUGGUUCCCAUUCUAUCGUUGGAGUUCUAGCCAAUAAUCUGGAAGAAUUUGUUCAAUCUGGAAGGUUGCAGAAAAGCUCUGUUGUUAUGCUUACUCGAUUCUUCUUCAGUUCACUUUUAUGUCGCAAGGUUCUUAUCAUCACUGGGCUUCAUGUUAUAAUGGACAAAUGUGUGCUGAUUGGAAAUCCUGUUCCACCGAGCAAAUCAAAUUGUGCUGAUCAUUCUGACACUUUUGACUGUGAUAGUGAUAUGGCUAUUGUACCAAUGGUUUCCACUGAUGAGGACAUUCCCCAUGCUAAGGAGAAAAAGAAAGCUGAAGAACCUAUCCCUGCUUGUUCUUCAAAACAACUCAUAUUCCAUUAUUCUUGCAUGACUGAAGACGAAGACGAAGAUGAUCCUAUUCUGUCCGCCAAUUUGAAGGAGUUUGAUGAUUUUUGGGACAAUCUUAUAACUUCUAAGGAAAUUGGGUUUGACAAGAUAUGGAAUGAUUUCAUGCUAGAAUUAGAAUGUAUGAAGUUGGGUUGGGAGAGAGACGAGUACAAGAAUACUGAGGCUGAGUGUGGUAUGCAUCGACCAAAAGUAGGACUUUCUUUGACGAAGAAACCUGACUUGGAAGCUGCUACUCAGUAUAUACAUGGCUUCAAAAAUGCUCAAGCUCAACCGGCCUUGUUCUGCUGUGCAGGUACUGAUCACUCUGCUAUGGACAUGUUCAAAAGAUUGUGUAAUGGUGAGAUUCAUAGUGAUGAUGAGAAGGAAGAAGAUGGAGGAGAAGCAUCUCAUGUGGAUGCAUAAUCCGACAAUUGGGCAAUCAAAGGCCAACAGAAUGCUCUGAAGGUUGAGUUUGAAGGACAGAGGAAUGCCUCAGGUUAGCUUUUGUAAUUAGUUUUGAAACCGACUUCAAAUAUCUUUUGGUUUUAUUGAUACGAUGUUGCCCCCUUUUUCCAUAUAAUACUUUAUAUAUUGGUCUUGCAUUUAACGAAUAUUGAUUCAUAUUCUGGUGAA
Molecule: messenger RNA, 1272 nt
Organism: Trifolium pratense (red clover)
Lineage: Eukaryota; Viridiplantae; Streptophyta; Magnoliopsida; Fabales; Fabaceae
Exons: 3
Coding region: 79-1062 (327 amino acids)
Biological process (GO): DNA replication
Cellular component (GO): nucleus
Molecular function (GO): DNA binding
Source: RefSeq, a predicted model, not a curated record